Molecule: messenger RNA, 4390 nt
Organism: Pseudophryne corroboree (corroboree frog)
Lineage: Eukaryota; Metazoa; Chordata; Amphibia; Anura; Myobatrachidae
Gene: AP1G1
Product: adaptor related protein complex 1 subunit gamma 1
Exons: 23
Coding region: 335-2782 (815 amino acids)
Biological process (GO): Golgi to vacuole transport; intracellular protein transport
Cellular component (GO): Golgi apparatus; membrane coat; AP-1 adaptor complex
Molecular function (GO): clathrin-cargo adaptor activity
Source: RefSeq, a predicted model, not a curated record
UCCCUGGCUUCCGGGUCUGGCAGUGACGGGGCAAUGUCCUGACGUCAUCACCGGCUGCCCUAGACGUAUUACUCCGUACCCUUCCACCAGGGUAAAGAGUUCUGGGCCCGUACGGGUGACGGGCAACAGCCGGUCACUUUCACACAGCGUCGGCCUCGGGGUGAUUCCCGCAACAUGACAUCCUAACGCCCCUCCUCCACCCCGCCCGUUCCGUACCCCGGGCCCUGCACAUCGGCCUUAUCCGGAUCCUUCCGCCCAGCCGCGGUGCUGCGGCCCAUCAGCCGCCAUUUUGGGUGUCCCGGAGCCGAGGAGAGAGCAGCAGCACCGGGCGAGGAUGCCGGCCCCUAUCAGACUGCGGGAGCUGAUCCGCACCAUCCGGACAGCACGCACACAGGCAGAGGAGCGGGAGAUGAUCCAAAAGGAGUGCGCCGCCAUCCGCUCAUCAUUCCGGGAGGAAGAUAACACAUAUCGCUGCCGCAAUGUGGCCAAGCUGCUGUACAUGCACAUGCUGGGAUACCCUGCUCACUUUGGCCAGCUGGAGUGCCUGAAACUCAUCGCCUCUCAGAAAUUCACAGACAAGAGGAUCGGGUACCUUGGUGCGAUGCUUCUGUUGGAUGAAAGACAAGAUGUCCAUCUGCUGAUGACCAACUGCAUUAAGAAUGAUCUGAACCAUAGCACUCAAUAUGUACAGGGCCUAGCUCUCUGUACAUUGGGCUGCAUGGGCUCCUCCGAGAUGUGCAGAGACCUGGCAGGGGAGGUGGAGAAACUCCUUAAAACAUCUAAUUCCUACCUGCGGAAGAAGGCUGCACUCUGCGCUGUUCACGUCAUCAGAAAGGUCCCAGAGCUGAUGGAAAUGUUUUUACCUGCUACAAAGAACCUGCUCAACGAGAAAAACCAUGGAGUGCUGCACACCUCCGUAGUGCUGCUGACAGAGAUGUGCGAGCGGAGCCCAGACAUGCUGAUGCAUUUUAGGAAGCUUGUUCCUCAGCUGGUUCGUAUUCUGAAAAAUCUCAUCAUGUCCGGAUAUUCUCCAGAGCACGACGUAUCUGGGAUUAGCGACCCUUUCCUCCAGGUCCGGAUACUGAGACUUCUGCGGAUCCUUGGCAGAAAUGAUGAUGACUCCAGUGAAGCUAUGAAUGACAUCUUGGCGCAGGUUGCAACAAACACUGAGACCAGCAAAAAUGUUGGCAACGCCAUCCUGUAUGAAACGGUUCUAACAAUUAUGGACAUAAAAUCUGAAAGUGGCCUGCGGGUUCUAGCCAUCAAUAUCCUGGGACGGUUCUUAUUAAAUAACGAUAAGAAUAUCCGGUAUGUUGCUUUGACGUCACUACUUAAAACCGUACAGACCGACCACAAUGCGGUACAGAGACACCGCAGCACCAUUGUGGACUGUCUGAAGGAUUUGGAUGUAUCUAUUAAGAGGCGAGCUAUGGAGCUCAGCUUCGCAUUGGUAAAUGGGAACAACAUCCGCGGUAUGAUGAAAGAGCUGCUCUAUUUCCUGGACUCGUGUGAACCAGAAUUCAAAGCGGACUGCUCUUCAGGCAUCUUCCUAGCAGCAGAAAAGUACGCCCCAUCUAAGCGGUGGCACAUAGACACAAUUAUGAGGGUCCUCACUACAGCUGGAAGCUAUGUACGUGAUGACGCAGUCCCUAAUCUUAUCCAGCUGAUCACAAACAGCGCAGAAAUGCAUGAAUAUACUGUACAGAAACUCUACAAGGCUAUUCUGGAUGACAUCUCCCAGCAACCCCUGGUCCAGGUGGCGUCCUGGUGUAUAGGAGAGUAUGGAGACCUGCUGGUAUCAGGUCAAUGUGAAGAGGAGGAGCCUAUACAGGUAACAGAAGAUGAGGUUCUGGAUAUUCUAGAGAGUAUUCUGAUCUCUAACAUUUCCACCUCGGUUACACGAGGCUUCGCUCUGACGGCCAUCAUGAAAAACUCCACUAGAUUCAACAGCACUGUCAACCGCAUAAAGAAGGUGGUUUCUAUUUAUGGCAGCAGCAUUGACGUUGAGUUGCAGCAAAGGGCUGUGGAAUAUAACGCUCUGUUCAAGAAGUACGACCACAUGAGGUCCGCACUUCUGGAGAGAAUGCCCAUAAUGGAAAAGAGCAUAACGAAUGGACCAACAGACGUAGCUCAGACUAAUGGAGAGACAGAACCUGGAAUAAUAGAUACCAAGCCAUUUCCAUCCACUCAGCAGCCGGCCAGCCAGGCCAAUGAUUUAUUAGAUUUGCUAGGAGGAAAUGAUAUUUCGCUAGUUAUACCUACUGCGCCACCUCCGAAGCAGUCCUCUGUGGGAGGAGAACUUCUAGAUCUACUGGGUGAUCUGAACCUUGGAGCUGCUCCAGCACCAGUCGCCCAGAUGCCUGCACAUCAGCUCUUGCUAGACGGACUAUCUGUGCAGCCUCUCUUCAAUGAUAUUUCAGGUAUUCCACCUAUCACCGCUUACAACAAGAAUGGCCUGAAAAUAGACUUUAGCUUUGAGAGAUCCAGCACAAAUGCCAGCGUGACUGUGAUUACAACUCAGGCGUUCAACAGCACAGACAGCGAGAUGACGGACUAUGUGUUCCAGGCGGCAGUACCAAAGACGUUCCAGCUGCAGCUCCUGUCCCCGAGCAGUAACGUCCUUCCGGCCUUUAAUGCCGGAAGUGUCACACAGGUCAUUAAAGUUCUAAACCCUCAGAAGCAACAGCUGCGCAUGCGGAUCAAGCUGACGUAUAAUCAUAAGGGCUCCGCCAUGCAGGACCUCGCCGAAGUGAGCAACUUCCCCCCUCAGUCCUGGCAAUAAAGACAUUUGCUGUAUCUGCACUCACACCCCCAACCCAAGAUGAAGGAACUCUGGUCUUGAGCCUCUGCCCACUGGAUUGCCAAUGAUUGCACUUUUGGGCCUUGGGGUAGGAGAAGAGGUUGAGGGGACAUGCUGCAAUUGAGUGAAACAACAAAUGCAAGACAAGGACGCUGCUGCCUCUCCUUUCCUCAGCUCAGGAGGGGCAGCUGGGCCUCCUUCUACCCUUACCAUUCCCGCCGGGAAUUAGUUGAUUUUCCCCUGAACGGAUCUCUUGGGAAUUUUUUUGUUUGUUCUUCUCCUACACCCAAAGCAUCCCCCCCCCUCCUUCCCCCCAAUCACCCUCUGUACAUUCCUGCAGACCUUCUAUUAUUUUUAUUUUUUUAUGCUCGUACAUCCACCAUCUGCCCUUGGGCUCCUUUCGCGCUCUCUUUGGAAUGGAGAGAUAUACCCUUGUUUUUACAAUACCGUUAAUACCCUGGGUCUAGGGAUGAAUGCUGCUCCCUUCAUCUGAAUGCACCUUUCUGUGGAUUUAAACUUUUCCUUUCCACUGUGCCCAAAAGUGCAGCCUCACUCUAACGUAAGCUCCUGCGUCUGCCCCUUGGCACCUGGUAGUAGUUUCUGUGUACUACAGUUGUACCAUUGCAAUGAGCUGUGCCCAGGUUACAGUGCCUCCCACAGACAUAUUGUAUGGUAUAGGAAAUAAGAGAAAGAUUGCUCUUGAAGAGCAAGUAUCCUGGAAUUCUUGUCCUACUUGGAUAGUAUGGUAGAUACGGCAUUAAUGGUACUGAAACUGUGACUUUCAGUAGUUAGUUUGUACAGAUCUAAAGGAGGUGCCUACAGUAUCCAAAAUCCUUUUCCAGUUCGUUGCAGCUGCUACGUUCUUAUUCAUUUAUAGGUCUCCUGUGCCUGCUGCGGAAAUGGUAGAGCAGUUUCAUGUCCCAAAUGAAAUUAUUCUGUAAAUAACGAGGGACCUGGCUCUGUAUCCGCCAUACCGGCUUCUUGGGUGGGGUCGUCGUUGGGAAUGACCUGCCUUCUCCCACUUCUGCAAGCCCACCAUUGAAUUGAAGCCUGCAGGCCUUUAGAUGGACAUUAUAUUGGUUACACUGGUUAAUGAGAAAAUGAAAGAAGCUUGGAAUACCCAUUAAGAACAAACCGGCGGCGCCGCGGAUGCAGGGAAGGAGGCGAGAGCCAAUAUGCUGAGUUUCCCCUCCAGGUAUGGCCCCGUCUCUUUGGGCCUGGGCAGUCAUUUUAUUUGUCACUUGUUGGUACUUUUGUUUUUAUUUUAUUUUUGAGCCCUCCUGGCUCACCCUGUAAAGUCAUCUAUUUUUUUUUUCUCCUUUGCUGUUCCAGUAAGUUAAAAUUUUCUUAAGAUCCCCGUUGGCCUCAUUGAAAGGAGCAUUCAAAUUCCGUCUGUGAGUGGGGUGGAUAACGAACUGCUAAUUAUCACAGACUUAUUUUUGAGAUGUAAAAGCAAACUUGUAAAAAUAAGUCAUUGGGGAGAAUUAAGGGUGUAUACAUUUUCAUGGGUUACUUAGACUGCUGUGUAUUAUCGUCUUUUGGUUGAAACAAAUUAUGAAAAGUGACUAAUAAAGAAUAAAAAAAUAAAAA